Messenger RNA from Papaver somniferum (opium poppy), 555 nucleotides. RefSeq names its product putative F-box/LRR-repeat protein 23. Bases 1 to 555 code for a protein of 184 amino acids. Gene Ontology annotation, molecular function: protein binding. The record is from RefSeq and is a predicted model, not a curated record. NCBI's taxonomy places the organism in Eukaryota, Viridiplantae, Streptophyta, Magnoliopsida, Ranunculales, Papaveraceae. The transcript has 2 exons.
AUGACACAGAACCAUCACGUGGAACAGUGGUUCUCUGGAGCUCACGGCGGUUGGAGGUGUGGUUCCUUAAGAUAUCUUCGGCUUGUAUCCUGCGACAAAGUUAGCGACGAUGCACUGAUUAACGUUGCCAAGAAAGCUGUCAUGCUGGAGGAACUUGAAAUAUGCCACUGUUCUUUCUCAGAGGAUAUGAUUAAAACUGUUGGGAAAGCAUGCCCUCAGCUAACAUCGUUCCGGCUCAAUUGUCGAGGCUUCAGGCUGCCACGCUUAGAGAGUGAUGAGGAGGCACUAGCCAUUGCAGAGAACAUGCCUCAGCUGCGUCAUCUUCAUCUUUUCGGGAAUAAAUUGACCAAUGUGGGCUUGAGGGCCAUUCUCGAUGGCUGCCUGCACCUUGAAUCUAUCGACCUCCGUCAAUGCUUCAACGUUAAUCUAGAAGGAGAUCUACUGAAGAGUUGUGAAGAUAGGCUUAUUACAGUAAGGCUGCCGAAUGACUCCACAGAUGACUAUGAAUUUGAUGAUGCCAUGGAUGAAUCCUCUGGAGGACAAGUGCUACUAUGA